AUGGCUGCGCCCACAGGACAGAAAGGAUCACAAUCUUCCAACCCGCCCGGGUUUGAAGGUUUUCCAUUUGCAGUGUCUGGUAGACAGCCGGAGGACAGCUCCGCGAAGGAGCAGGGGCAGACCGGGGACGUGAAGAAGAAGCCUUGUAGGGCUUGCACGGACUUUAAAUCGUGGAUGAAGGUCCAGAAGAAACAGGCGACAACUGCUGUACAGGAGACUCCAGCUGCAGAGUCAGAGACACAACAAGACCCACAGUGUCCUCUGGACAGGGGAGAGUUGGGGCGUAACACCUGGUCCUUCCUGCACACUAUGGCAGCAUAUUACCCCGACCAUCCGUCUUCUACGCAGCAGCAAGAGAUGCAGCAGUUCAUCAACCUUUUCUCCAAGUUCUUCCCCUGCGAGGAGUGUGCAGAGGACCUCAGGGACAGCUGUUACAUUUCCUCCCACAGAUUGAAAACCAAUCAACCGGACACCGGGAGUCGCCAUACUCUAUCUCAGUGGUUCUGUCGUAUCCACAAUGACAUCAACAUCCGGCUGGGAAAGCCAGAGUUUGACUGCUCCCGUGUGGACGAGAGGUGGAGAGAUGGAUGGAAAGAUGGUUCCUGCGACUGAGUCGAUGCAAAACUUUCUGUUGAGUAACAACACCACAAAGAGGAGCUCACAUCUGUGUUGGGGAGAAACGUUCUGUGAGGAGAGAUAUGUGGGGUUUUUUGUGAUCAGAUAAUAUCCCCGAUCUGACAAUAAAAUGAAAGAAAAAUGAAAAAAAUGGAUACUUCUUCUGUGAUUGUAAAGCACUGCGAAGUUUCACUAAAUCUCUUGAUGAUUUUUUUUUUAGUUUAGUUUAGUUUAAUUUUUAGUUUCUUGUGUAGGCUUUUGGGUCUUCUUUUCAGUCGUGACUUUUCCGAAAAGCAGUAAAUUAAAAUGUUGUCUCCUGAUUUCGUACAAGUUGUCUUGUUUAACACAGCAUAACAAGCACAACACCUAACAUAACAUUCUUAGUGUGUGAAAAAUGUUUAGGAAUAAAUCUCAUGGUGUCAGCUGUCGCUUAUAGGAUACUUUUAAGUAUGUCAGAAAUAUGUAUUUUCACAGUUAUUUGGAGUAUGUUAAUUUAUUUGCCUAAUUUAGUGCAGAAAUGGAUCAUUAUAAUUAAAUUGAUCAUUUAAGCCAUUAGAUAAAGUAUAAAUUAUUAUAUUUUGUUAAUGAUGGUUUUUCAAAAGUGAUCAUUUGCUUGUGUUUCAUGUAAAUGUUUUUGGUGCUGGUCUGACAAAAUAAGCAACUCUGAACCACUUUUGGCUCCAGUAACAUGUAACGGGUUACAGAAUAAAGACACAAUAAGCAGGUAUUAGAUUAGUGGAUAAAUAGGUAAUUGCACCUGUUAGUUUGAGCCCCAUGUGAAGCUUUUUCUCCUCUAGUUAAGAUCCUUUGAGGCCAGCACCUGGCAUGUGACCUGAUCUGUGUGAGUUAUUAAUAAACUAUCUGAUCAUU
Messenger RNA from Scatophagus argus, 1485 nucleotides. It is a transcript of the gene gfer, whose product is annotated as growth factor, augmenter of liver regeneration (ERV1 homolog, S. cerevisiae). The transcript is spliced from 3 exons. Gene Ontology annotation, cellular component: mitochondrion. The record is from RefSeq and is a predicted model, not a curated record. Gene Ontology annotation, biological process: liver development. Gene Ontology annotation, molecular function: flavin-dependent sulfhydryl oxidase activity; flavin adenine dinucleotide binding. Lineage: Eukaryota; Metazoa; Chordata; Actinopteri; Scatophagidae. The coding region runs from base 1 to 612 and encodes 203 amino acids.